AAGAAGAAGAAAAAGAACAUAAAAGAGGCGCGGGCCGGAGGCAUUGAUUUGUGGCACGGCUGACAAUUCAUCAUUGCUAGGGUUUCUGUCAAGAGAGAGAGAUGGUUAAGGUGGUGGUGAGGAAGAAGAAAGAGAAGAGAGGACACCCGCCUCUUUCUGAUUUAGGAGAUCCCCCUCUCGAGGAAAAACAACAACGAAAGCGAACGCGCCGUGCCUCGGUUCUUGCUCCUCUUAGGCGAUCCAGGCGCCUGAACCCUAAUCUCGACGCCGACAAGAUCCGCCGCGGCAAGCCCGAGAAGCGAGCGAGAAUUCAUCCAAAAAAAGAAGAGAAACAAGUGCGCAGCUAUGAUUUCUAUGCUGAUAUGGGUAAUUGGCAUGACAUAACCGACGAAGAAUUAGCCCGCUACCUCGAACUCGUUUCGAAGAAUGAUGGCUUUGAUGUUCCCCUCAUGCGUGGCGUCAUCUGUUUUGGUUUAAUUCAACCACGCAAUGUCAACACUCUGGUUGAAGCCCGCAAGUUCAUACAAUAUUCGAAUUUGGCAAUUGAGGAAUACAACACCUGGAUCCGCACCCACAAGCCUGAAAGUCCUCAGGUGAAGUUUCGGAAGGUUGUGAAAGCUAUGUCUCAGUCUUGCGAUGUGGUGAGGUAUUAUAUUACAUUUGUGGCCAAGGAGGUUGCUGCUGGAGGCCAGACUAAGACCUAUCAAGCUGUGGUGCGUUGCAGGAUACCGGUAGAUGUUAAUAUCACCGUGCUGUCUUUCAGGGAGUGUGAGCAAGUGGAAGGUUCAGGCAUCAUUCGUGGGAAAGAAUGGAUUUGGGAAGGUCACACUGGCCUCUGGGAGGAUGGCUGUUUAUAUGCAGGCGACCGUGAGAGGAUUUUUCAGCAGUGACAUGCAUAUGGAGAGUUUAAGGAGAUUGUUGGAAAUAUGUAAUACCUAAGCUACUCUCAUCAGAAAAGGGGAAAUCUGAGCCUAAACAGAAGAAAAUUUGUACUAAUCUUUACUUUGUCGUUAUUGAUGCUUAUUUUGUGAACUUAUUAGUAAGUCCUUUUAAAUCAGUUGCUGAUCUAUAUACGGUACCUUUCGCUUAUAAAAUAUGCAAUGACUUUUUCCCUGUGUGAAAUGUGACUUGUGUGUGUGUGUGUGUGU
Corylus avellana is the source of this 1148-nucleotide messenger RNA. RefSeq lists its product as uncharacterized. The record is from RefSeq and is a predicted model, not a curated record. Lineage: Eukaryota; Viridiplantae; Streptophyta; Magnoliopsida; Fagales; Betulaceae.